AUGAUUACACCUGCUACCCCCCAAAUUUGGGCUUGGGCCAGCAUGCAACCACUUUUUGGGCACUUUAUCCUGACCACCAAGAGAAUCUCAGCCAAAGGACUAGCAGACCUAUUUGUUUCACACGUCUGGAAAUUGCAUGGAUUACCCGGCACUGUACCAACAACUGGAAUCAAGCCAGCCUUCUCAUUGGCCUACCACCCGGAAUUGGACGGACAAACAGAAAGGGUCAACCAGUUCAUAGAAUUCUAUCUUAGGUCAUAUGUAGCAGCGGAUCACUUGGACUGGGCCAUGUGGUUGCCACUGGCGGAAUAUGCAUACAACAACGCCAAACACGCUGCCACAGGAAAAACUCCCUUUGAAUUAGUCUACGGAAGGAACCCUGUAAUGAACCCCUCCAACAUCCCAGCAAAUGUCCCGGAAGCCAACCAUGUAGCAGACACCCUGGCACAAGAAUGGAAGGAGGCAGAGUCCGCCCUUAGGAUGACAAAGGAAAGAAUGGCAGGAACCAGAGGCACCAUCCCCAAAUACUCCAUUGGGGAAAAAGUAUGGCUAGACGCAAAGAAUGUGAACAUUUGGUCAAAUUCAAACAAACUGGACCCCAAGCGCCUAGGCCCUUUUGAAAUCACCGAGAAAAUCUCUAGCCACGCAUAUUGCCUAAAACUCCCUGCCACUCUGAAAAUCCAUGAUGUGUUCUACGUAGGAUUACUAUCCAAGAGCCACAAAUCCUCAAGCCAACCAUUCCCAGACCAACCCCCUCCUGAGACAAUAGAAGGGGAAGAAGAAUACGAGGUUGAACAGAUCCUUGACUCAAAAAGACAACAAGGAAAGUGGUUUUAUCUCAUCAAAUGGAAAGGAUAUGGACCAGAAGACAAUUCAUGGGAACCGGAAGAACUCCUGGAACAUAGUCAAGAAGAGAUCAACCGUUUCAACAAAUCACAACUGAGAAAGGCUUGUGUCAUAAACAGAGGAAAAUAG
Rhizoctonia solani is the source of this 975-nucleotide messenger RNA. Its product is annotated as Retrotransposable element Tf2 protein. The record is from RefSeq and is a predicted model, not a curated record. The transcript is spliced from 3 exons. Gene Ontology annotation, molecular function: nucleic acid binding. Lineage: Eukaryota; Fungi; Basidiomycota; Agaricomycetes; Cantharellales; Ceratobasidiaceae. The coding region runs from base 1 to 975 and encodes 324 amino acids. Gene Ontology annotation, biological process: DNA integration.